ACGUGUUGUCAUGGUAACGAGGAACACAAACACUCGGGGCUCAGGAAGUGAGGCGUGUUGUUGAAACAUUCGUUUUGGAAACGGAACAGUAAAUGAUGCCGAAAUGAGAGGUUGACUGCGCUGUCACGAGCAGGUGAAGAGUCACGGAGAUUGAGAAAAGACUCUUUGUAAAAGGCACGGCAAAAUACGCGAGAGGAAUACCUGAGCCCCCAGAAAGAGGAGACAUGAAUUUAAAUGACUUUGUGGUGCUUCCUAACAACAAGGCCACAUCCGUCAAACUCAAUGGCAGGGACCUGAAAGAGCUGCAGAUGGAGACUGUGACUUUGACCAGGCAGAACAAUGACAUGGAGGAGAAACUGCGGCAGCUGAAAGAGAGCAUGAGCAAAGAGAAGGAGGAGAGGGGGCAUUCAGCAGGGUUCAGAUGGAAGUCUGGACAAAGUGGCUCUUCAAACAACAACGCUCGAACAAACAACACCAAGAAGGACAAGGAGAACAGACUCCAAAAGCUGUCUGCAGGCAAGAUGAAGAUUCGAAUGCUGAAGGAUGAACCACUAACAGCCCCACCUCAGCCACCACCUCUACCUCCUGCCAGUGUUCUUCAGAGGACAAGAAAAAACAGGCUGAGGGGAACAGUCUGUGGACAGUGUGAAGUCAAGACAGCAGGACUAAAGUGUGCUGAAUGCACAGAGAACUACUGCAUUGCCUGUUUUGUGAGGUUUCACCAGAAGGGGGCACUGAAGCUCCACAGAACGAUCCCCAUUAAGACAGAAUUACAAACCCUUGUGAGCACUCAAGAUGUUCUCAGUAACGACCCCAAUGCCUUUACAAGUCCUAACAUCAACACCAAAACCAGUCCCAGUCAUUCCUCCAUGUUCAAUGCAGACCAGACCAGACCAGGAGAACAGAGCCCAGAAAAAGGUGGAGCAGCCAUGGCAACACCUAUGCAACUGCACCCUGAUCCUAACCAGGUGUUGGUUGUGAAUCAUUCAGAGGAGAGCAAUUUUGGAUUUGAGCCGAAAAGCAAGGCUGAGAAGGGAUUUCCCACUUGCCUUCUAGGAGGAGAAUAUGAUGAAGAAGAGUCUGCAAGGUCUUUCCAGGAGGCUCUCAGGCAGUGGAGGGGAGAGACAAAUGAUGAAGCUGGAGACCGCAUGGAGGAAAAUGAGGUUGCUAUGUGGAUACCUGUUCGCCCAGUUUUAGUGUCAGCUAUAGCAACCCAGGCUGACCUCACUGCAGACAGAGAAGUUGAAGGACGAGGAUGCGGGGAAGGACAAGGGAGGAUACCUGUCAGGGUGGAGUUUACACCAAACAGCCUUACCUACACAGACAGAUUGCUUCUCAAGAAGCACCGCAGAACACCAAUUGAAACAUACGUGCCUUCGUCGACUUUGGCUGCAGAUUCAAAGUCACGACCUGAACUCGACACAGAGGAGGAGGUCGGCCUGACAGCUCAGGAGGAAGAUUUCCGUCUCUACUAUGCAUCAUUGUUUGCUGUCCCUGUCAGCAGGGGCAAGGCUCAGGCUCAGAUUACCACACCUGAAUCGUGCCUUGUCAUAGAUGUCCAGGAUGAGACAGACACGGAUGUAAAUGGAGACUGUGCAGAGCAGAGGAUGAACAGCAACAGAGAGGUUGCCUUGUCUGAGCAAGGAAGAACACUGGUGCCCCAAAUGACCUUGACCAGUGAGGGGCCCUCAAGAGCCAGUCUGUCUUCUCCCCGUCCACCACAGCUAUCCACACCAACGCAACCUAAACCCACUCACAAGCACCGACUAUCUAAGGCUGAGACUUCAAAAGCAAAGCACUCAAUGAAAUCUUCACCCUCUCAAACUAUGCCACCACUAUGCCCGACUGUUGAGACUCCAAGGACUUCACGGACAUCCAUCAGGACACCGGCCUUAAAUUCACAAAAGGCCAUGUGUUACUCCACUGUACACAAAUCAAGUGCUGACCAUGGGUCAUCACAACCUUUGUCCUCGUCACCAAAUUCCCAGGAUGAGAUCCUUAAAUCCUCUCGCUCCCACUUUUCAUUUACACCUGAUGAGUCUCUUCACCUGAAUCCAACUCCUCCUCCUCCUCCUCUUAGGUCUACAUUCACAGUCUCACCAUCAAGCUCUGCCGAGUCACCUUCGUUGCCCAGAGUUAACCGUUCAACCCCAUUACACCAAAGUUCAGACUCAUAUCUGUCUUCCAAUAUAUUCCCCAGACCAGUCUCAUCCCUAAAGCUGUCACAAUCACCACCAAGCAAUCUGGAUUCCCCAAAGCAAUCCCAGCGUUCCUUGUUUGAGCCAGAGUCCCUCCUAUCUGAUGAUCAACUUCAGCUGCCGCAGUCCGACAGGCCAGACCCACAACCGAAAUCCCUGGAACUAAAUCACUCACAGACAAACCCCGUGCCAUUCAGUGCAACUGUAAAGACUCCAUCAAGUUUAUCUCUGUUUAAUGAGUCCCUUCCAGAUGCAAACUUGAGAUAUAAGUCAAUUCCGCCAUAUGGGGAUACUAUGGGGAUAGUUUUAAUGUCCGCAUCCUUCAUCUCUGGUAGCCACAAAUCAACUCUUUCUCGUCAGGUCACAGAGUGUGUCUCAUCGCUUUCAUCACGUCCUUUAAAUGUAAACCAGAAUAUUUCUUUAGCUGUGAAAAUGGAGAAGGAAGAGGCACCAUCAGUGGACAGUGGAGAUGAAAUGUCAAGUGAUAGUCUGGUUCUGGCUCCACAUGUGGAUGAAGCAGAGACACAUGGACAUUUAACCAGAGGGAGAUCCAGAGAAGAAGAGCAACAACAUUCUGCCACAUCUCAUUGCAGAGAUUCCUUUGUUCAUACCGAUGAUGAAAUAGUAAAAGGUCUGCUGACUGAUGAGCCGGAACAGCUGUCAGAAACAUCCAUGGUGAUGUCCUACUGGAGUGCUGGGUCUGCAUCAGAGGAAUCCUGUGAUGUGAGUCUGGAUUUGAGUCGUGGUCACUCUGACACAACAGAAAACACACAGUGUGACCCACUGCAAACACACCAACCUUCAACCAACGAGUCUGAUCCGCCAGGCAGGGCUGAGGUCCAAAAGGUGUAAAAUGUCUCCUGCUCUACCUCUCCACCCCGCUCUCCUUUUUGCUCUCGCUCCCUGUCACCUGGUCAGUCAGAAAAUGAGGUUGUUAGUCUGCAGUUUCAGACUUGUGUGCAUCCAGUCAGAAAGAGAGGGGGAGACGUGGGGAGCAGAGAGAAGGCAUUUCGGCAGCGUUAUGAGGACAGAGGCAGAAAGAUGCUGAAAAGCAGAAAAGGCCCCCGGAACAGACAAAAGAAACUGUGAAAAACAGGACAGACCAACACAUUGACUGAACUGCUGUGGUAUCUUAAUGUGCACUUUUGACUCAUUUGUAUUUCCCCAAAAUGUUUCAUUACUUGUGUUGAGUCUGUCCGACUCCUCUCAUCCUGUCCACCUUUCAUUUGCUGAUGAUUAAGAUUAGUUAGUAGACUUUCCCUCCAGUCAAUAUUAUUAAUUGAUUGCCUAACCACUGGAGAGAAAGAAGAAACAGCAGUAAUUGCAUUGUAGCUGUUAGGACUGGCUGAACAUGCUUGUUAGCAAUAUUGCUUUGGUAUAGACGCUGCUCGAGGAUGAACACAUAAAUGACUUUACUGAGUAUAAUCGUGUAAUAUUCACACAUUUAAUAUCACAGUUAUAGUUAUUCUUAGUUGGUAAACAACCAUGAAAAUAAAUAAUGUCACUGUACGUAUAUUGGCAAAACUUUAUAAUAAAGCUUCGCUGCACAGCCGUGGCCUGAAAAACCCU
Molecule: messenger RNA, 3767 nt
Organism: Solea senegalensis (Senegalese sole)
Lineage: Eukaryota; Metazoa; Chordata; Actinopteri; Pleuronectiformes; Soleidae
Gene: zbbx
Product: zinc finger, B-box domain containing
Exons: 18
Coding region: 225-3050 (941 amino acids)
Biological process (GO): cilium movement
Cellular component (GO): motile cilium
Molecular function (GO): zinc ion binding
Source: RefSeq, a predicted model, not a curated record